AUGUCUUCACCAAAGCCCGUCAUCAGCGUCCUAGGCUCUCUCAACAUCGAUCUCGUCUCCUACGUCCCCCAUCACCCCCUCCCAGGCGAAACCAUAACAUCCAACCAAUUCAAUGUCUUUCCCGGAGGUAAAGGCGCCAACCAAGCUGUCGCCUGCGCAAAGCUCUCUCGCACAUCUGACCUGAAAGACUCGAGCGUCGAUGUAGUCAUGAUUGGAGCCAUCGGAGCAGAUGCAUACGGCACUACACUACUAGACAGUCUCAAGUCAUACGAUGUGGGAACUGAUUCAAUCAUCGUGAAUAAAGAUGGUCAGAGCGGCAUUGCUAUGAUCAUCGUUGAUGAACCAACUGGCCAGAAUCGGAUUAUCUUAUCGCCUGGAGCAAACAAUUCUCUGAAGCCGAGCCAGUUUGAGAGAAUUCCCGGACCGACACCUGCGUUGCUUAUUAUGCAGCUUGAAAUCCCCCUUGAAACUGUCAUUCAAGCUUUUGAAGCGGCAAAGGCUAUGGGUACACCGGUGCUUCUAAACCCUGCGCCUGCUCAGACGCUACCUGAGGAGAUUUACCAAGGACUUGCGCAUCUCAUUCUGAACGAGACGGAAGCAGCUCUGUUGUCAAACAAGGAUGAGUCUGAGUUUGAGAGCACUGCUGUGGUGGAGCAAGCUGCAGCCGACUUCCUUGCUAAGGGUGUUCGCAACGUCGUUAUUACGCUGGGAGGAAGAGGAGCUUACUACGCCAAUGACACCGGUGCCAAGGGUUUUAUUCCCGCUCAAAAGGUCAAUGUCGUCGAUACAACAGCCGCUGGCGACACUUUCAUUGGUUCAUACGCAGUCAAGGUGGCACUAUCCGAGACAUUCGACAUCGAAAAGGCCGUCCGAUCAGGCAUUCGCGCUUCAUCAUAUACAGUCGCAAGAAGAGGAGCACAAGUAUCCAUCCCAUGGAAGAACGAACUAGAAUAA
Messenger RNA from Fusarium coffeatum, 954 nucleotides. RefSeq lists its product as uncharacterized. Gene Ontology annotation, biological process: D-ribose metabolic process. The transcript has a single exon. The coding region runs from base 1 to 954 and encodes 317 amino acids. The record is from RefSeq and is a predicted model, not a curated record. Lineage: Eukaryota; Fungi; Ascomycota; Sordariomycetes; Hypocreales; Nectriaceae. Gene Ontology annotation, molecular function: ribokinase activity.